GAUGGGGACAGAGCCGGCAGAGCAGGUUUCUUGGGGCCCCUACUCUGGGGAUGAUGAUGAGGCAUAUUCGUCUGGGCCGUUGCCGGAGCUCUGCUACAAAGCUGAUGUCCAGGCUUUCAGCCGGGCCUUCCAACCCAGUGUUUCCCUGACGGUGGCUGCACUGGGUCUGGCCGGCAAUGGCCUAGUCCUGGCCACCCAUCUGGCGGCCAGACGCGCUGUCCGCUCCCCCACCUCUGCCCACCUGCUCCAACUGGCCCUGGCUGACCUCCUGCUGGCGCUGACCCUGCCCUUUGCAGCAGCCGGGGCUCUGCAGGGAUGGAGCCUGGGCAGUGCUACCUGCCGCGCCAUCUCUGGCCUCUACUCGGCCUCCUUCCACGCGGGCUUCCUCUUCCUGGCCUGUAUCAGCGCCGACCGAUAUAUGGCUAUAGCGCGAGCCCUCCCGGCUGGGCCGCGACCCUCUGCGUCCGGCCGCCCGCACUUGGUCUCAGUUAUCGUGUGGCUGUUAUCCUUGCUCCUGGCGCUGCCCGCGCUCCUCUUCAGCCGGGACGAGCAGCGGGAAGGCCAGCGGCGCUGCCGCCUCAUCUUCCCUGAGGGCCUCACACAGACAGUGAAGGGGACGAGCGCCGUCGCGCAGGUAGUCGUGGGCUUCGCGCUGCCGCUGGGGGUCAUGGCGGCCUGCUACGCCCUCCUGGGUCGCACGCUGUUGGCCGCCAGGGGGCCUGAGCGCCGGCGCGCGCUGCGCGUUGUGGUGGCCCUGGUGGCGGCCUUCGUCGUGCUGCAGCUGCCCUACAGCCUCGCCCUGCUGCUGGAUACUGCCGAUCUGCUAGCCGCCCGAGAGCGGAGCUGCCCGGCCAGCAAACGCAAGGAUCUGGCACUGUUGGUGACGAGCGGCUUGGCCCUGGCCCGCUGCGGUCUCAACCCCGUGCUCUACGCCUUUCUGGGACUGCGCUUCCGCCAGGACCUCCGGAGGCUGCUGCAAGGUGGGGGCUGCAGCCCAGGGCCUCAUACUCGCAGCCGCUGCCCGCGCCGGCCCCGCCUGUCUUCUUGCUCGGCUCCCACUGAGACCCACAGUUUCUCCUACUAGGACAACCAGGGCUGUGAAUCUAGAGGAGGGGUCGGGCUGAGGAAACUAUUCC
Messenger RNA from Choloepus didactylus (southern two-toed sloth), 1136 nucleotides. RefSeq names its product C-C motif chemokine receptor 10 (gene CCR10). The transcript is spliced from 2 exons. Bases 2 to 1084 code for a protein of 360 amino acids. Gene Ontology annotation, molecular function: C-C chemokine receptor activity. Lineage: Eukaryota; Metazoa; Chordata; Mammalia; Pilosa; Megalonychidae. The record is from RefSeq and is a predicted model, not a curated record. Gene Ontology annotation, cellular component: membrane. Gene Ontology annotation, biological process: immune response; chemotaxis; G protein-coupled receptor signaling pathway.